CACAGUGUAGUGAAAUGAAGUAGGUGAUGUUGUCACGAUGCUCGCUAUGUCGACGUUGAUGAUGCCCGCGGCCACCAUGACCACCAUGACCAACGCCGGGCCCAUCCCCGUUGCACAGGCCAAGCUGGAGCCCAAGCUGCUGCAGCUGCCCCACCCCAUGAUGCUACAGCAGCACCAGCACACGCACCCCCACACCAAACUUGAACACUACCACAUUUUCGUCGGCGACCUGAGUCCCGAGAUCGAAACUCAGAGCCUCCGGGAUGCCUUCGCGCCAUUCGGCGAGAUCUCGGACUGUCGAGUGGUCAGAGAUCCUCAGACCCUCAAAUCGAAGGGCUAUGGCUUCGUGUCAUUCCUUAAAAAAUCGGAGGCCGAAUCUGCGAUUACGGCCAUGAAUGGGCAGUGGCUUGGGUCCCGGUCUAUCAGAACCAACUGGGCCACGCGCAAACCUCCUGCGCCUAAGAACGAACUAAAUUCAAAACCUCUGACCUUCGACGAAGUGUACAACCAGAGCUCGCCCACCAACUGCACCGUGUACUGCGGGGGCCUGGCCGCCGGCCUCACCGAGGAGCUGCUGCAGAAGACCUUCCAGCCCUUCGGCUCCAUCCAGGAGAUCAGGGUGUUCAAGGACAAGGGAUAUGCCUUCAUCAGGUUCUCAACGAAGGAGAGCGCGACGCACGCGAUCGUGGCUGUCCACAACACCGACGUAAACGGCCAGCCUGUGAAAUGCUCCUGGGGAAAGGAGUCCGGGGAUCCGAACAACGCUCAGACACCAGGACAGCUCGGCGGCACCGCCUACAGCCCCUUCAGCGCGGCGUACACCGGCGGCGUCCCCCCCGCCUCCUACUGGUACAACACGUAUCCGCAGCAGCUCGGGGGCUUCCUACAAGGGGUGCAAGGGGUGCAAGGCGUGCAGGGCUACUCGUACGGACAGUUUGGCUACCAGCAGCAGUAUAUGGGAAUGGGCGGAGUUCAACUGCCAUGGGCGCUCGGCGGCGGCGUGGGCGGCGUCGGCGCGGUCGGCGGUGUCGGCGGAGUCGGCGGCGUGGGCGGCGUCGGCGGGGUCGCCGCCAUGUCGCAGCCGCCGCAAGUGCUGCAUUACCCUGUGCAGCACUUUCAGGUGCAGCCGAUUAGUGAGGAUGAAUGGCUCGCACCGAGCCUGCUGGUGUGAGGGCGUGGGUGCUGCUGCCGCGCCGACUGCGUCUAAACCCCCCCUCCCCCUCCCACUUCGACCCCCUCUUCUGUUAGGGCCGUAGCCAAG
This is a messenger RNA of Cydia strobilella, 1261 nucleotides long. Its product is annotated as nucleolysin TIAR. Gene Ontology annotation, molecular function: RNA binding. The record is from RefSeq and is a predicted model, not a curated record. Bases 38 to 1171 code for a protein of 377 amino acids. Lineage: Eukaryota; Metazoa; Arthropoda; Insecta; Lepidoptera; Tortricidae. The transcript has 9 exons.